Molecule: messenger RNA, 3469 nt
Organism: Cyprinodon variegatus (sheepshead minnow)
Lineage: Eukaryota; Metazoa; Chordata; Actinopteri; Cyprinodontiformes; Cyprinodontidae
Gene: cacng4b
Product: voltage-dependent calcium channel gamma-4 subunit-like
Exons: 4
Coding region: 584-1558 (324 amino acids)
Biological process (GO): calcium ion transmembrane transport; positive regulation of synaptic transmission, glutamatergic; neurotransmitter receptor transport, postsynaptic endosome to lysosome
Cellular component (GO): voltage-gated calcium channel complex; AMPA glutamate receptor complex; postsynaptic density membrane
Molecular function (GO): channel regulator activity; voltage-gated calcium channel activity
Source: RefSeq, a predicted model, not a curated record
CAUCUGUGACAGGCGUGACUUCGAUUUUGGUAAUAAUUAUGGCAUGUGAAUCCAGCGUGGAGCGUGGAGAUGUCUCACAUGCCACUGGCUUUGUUUGGGUAUUUACAUUCCCUCAUAAAUUCUCCUGCAUUUUAAUUGGGCAGUCGCUGUGACAGCAGUUUUGAAUGCAGAUGCGAGUUCUCGUUUCACUCAUUUAAACGCACAUCUCCUUCAUUGGUUAGAUUUGAUGAGGGUGGGGUCUCACUUAAGAGUCUUUUGACGUCGCGCUCGUUGGGUUUUAAUAGGGACGCGGUCUGUGCUGGAGCAGAAAAAAAGUGCUCAGAGAAAAUGUUUAAGGGGAAAAAAAUGAAAUAAAGUGCUGAUGAGUUUAGAAAUGUUUUGAUGGUGAUGUUAAGCUUUUCUUCGUGCUUCAAAUGGAGCAUUUAUUCAAGUUGAACGUCAGCCAAACCUUACGAACGGUGGCUCCAUCAGUUAAGGGUCUCUUACUUUUCAACACAAGUAUGUCAAGAGGACCCGCGCCCUGGCGCGCCCUGGUGCGUCCAUGCUGCUGGACCUGGGAGCGCGCGAACUAGUAUGAAGCGCUAUGGCUUGGUGUGACCGUGGGGUUCAAACGCUGCUGGCCACGGCGGGGGCUUUCGCCGCCUUCAGUCUGAUGACCAUCGCCGUUGGCACGGACUACUGGUUAUAUUCACGGGCGUACAUCUGUAAUGGCACCAACGCCACCACAGACGAAAGCCAGACUCAGAUUAAAACUAAAAAAGGGGACCUCACCCACUCUGGACUGUGGAGAAUCUGUUGUAUUGAAGGGAUCAAUCAAGGCAGCUGUUACAGGAUCAACCACUUUCCUGAUGACAACGACUAUGACACAGAUAGCUCUGAGUAUCUGUUGCGUAUAGUUCGGGCCUCAAGUGUGUUCCCCAUCCUGAGCACAACUCUACUGAUGCUCGGUGGGUUGUGUGUUGGUGUAGGCCGACUUUACAACAAGACAAACAAUGUACUCCUUUGUGCAGGCAUACUUUUUGUAGCUGCAGGUCUAAGUAACAUCAUCGGGAUCAUUGUCUACAUCUCAAGCAAUGCUGGGGACCCUAGUGACAAAAGAGAUGAUGACAAGAAGUACACUUACUCUUAUGGUUGGUCUUUCUACUUUGGCGCCCUGUCUUUUAUUGUGGCUGAAACAGUCGCCGUACUUGUCAUCAACAUCUACAUUGAGAAGAACAAGGAGGUCCGCUGGAAGGCGCGGCGCGAGUUCAUCCGCUCACUCUCCUCCUCUUCACCAUACUCAAGAAUACCUAGCUUUCGCUACCGCCGGCGGACGUCCCGUGCAAGCUCGCACUCCACUGAGGCCUCUCGGGAGAACUCCCCUGUUGCUGGUAUGAAGGGGGCCCCGUCUUCCAGUGGGCACUUGGAUGAGCUGUCCAUGUAUGCUUUGGCAAGGGACAGUGUGACUGAAAACACUUACAGCCCAGAACAUGAGGGCAGCUCUGAAUUCCUGCAGGUCCAUAACUGUUUCCCAAACGAUCUAAAGGACGGAGUAAAUCGUAGGACAACGCCUGUGUGAGCUGGAAAAUUAAAGGCUCAAGGUUGGACUGAACAGUGCAUAAUCAGUAGUCUAGUGUCCUGGAGCAGCCCGUGAUGUGAGAGAGAGUCUUUUCAUUUUUUGAAAGAACCAAAAGGAAACAAGGAGUGAUAAAGACAAAAUACAAGCCAUUAACAAAAACAGGAGCAAAUGACUUGUUAUCAGAACUCAUUGAAGCAGAAGAGAGUUACCAAGGUCUGUGCUGUAGCCAGUUCAAAACUAGUUUUAAUUUUGAGCUGUUCAGAUAUGAGCAGUCUGUUAAUCCCAUUUAAUGUUUCGCAUAAUUAUUCCUACCCUUUGUGGCUAAACUUGAGAGUGAAACCUUGAGCUUAGCAAUGCUUACAAUUCAAACAACAUGGUGCUAAAUGAAACAUACUCUUGAAUGUUCCAUUUGUAUGUGACGUUAUCUCUAAUUUCUCAUUGUACCCCAUGUUAUGCUCUAAAUACAGCCUUGACAGAGAGCCAAUGUUUUUACAGUAUUAUAUCCUUGCUAAACUGUGAUGUAUUGAAUGUUUAGUAUUUAGGCAGAUUUUUUCUCUGUAUUGUUUCACUGUAAUCACUGACCUCUCUGAAGUUUGUCAGUGAAAGGGGCAUAAUUUUAAAAAGUGCUAAGUGGUUGCAACUGUGUAAGACACUGGUAUUGUUCCCCCACCAUCUCAGAUGGAUGCCUAUUAAGAAAGACAAAAAGAUCAUAGGGGAGCUUCAGCUUGAAAAACACACAUACCUACACACAGUACAUGUGAGGACUUCUUUUGGCUCUGAACAGAGCCUUGGCAUCGAGUGUUUAACAGAUUAUUAUCAGAGCCAACCAGAGAAUUCAUGUCUGUCUCUCAAAGUGUGUGCGUUCAACUGGCCGGCUAGCCUCUCCCUCAUCAAACAGAGGCCUCACACUGAAGCAGAGGGAGUUGUGUGGAACUGCGUCUCCCAAGGAUUUGUCCUCACUUACGAGAUAUGUGCUGUCCUGCAGGUUCCUGACUGCUCUGUCUGUUAGUUUUCUCAGGAAAUGCAGCAAAGACAUGGCGGGUUGAAUGCUUUAAGUCCUGCAUCUUUAUGGUUGUGAUAUGAAACUGGAUCGGUGGCGGAGAUGAACUUUGAGACAAAUAACUGAAGAAAAGCAAAAAUGCCAUUAAAUUCUUUAGUAAAUACUGUGAGUGUUGUCUGAGUACGCGGGCUCAGUUGACCAGUUCUUUGCUUUGUGGAGACACUCCCUACUAUCAAGCUGAGCACAUGUAAAAAAAAAAAAAAAAAAGCCAUGAAAGUACAUCUUUCACUUUUAUAUUUAAGUCUGAAAAAGUAAUGUUUGCAAUGUAAAGUUGUAAAUAAAAUAUUAAUUAAAAAAACAUGCCAAUGUGAAAAUUCAAAGCAUUAUUUGAUGUUAAGAUUGUCUCAAUAAUUAAACUUGACAAGUAUGACAAUGAACAAGCAUUUUUAUAUUCUGCUAAAACUAGUAUUUUCUGUUAUGAGUCAGUGAUUCUUAUAUGUAUUUUGUUUUGUAAGGUAAAGUACAGUGAGUAUGUUAAGGAGAAGAAACUAUAUUGUCCAUUCCAUGUAUGACUGGCAGCUGUAUCUAACUAUGUGUGCUGACACCGAUUUAUGGCUUAUUAUAUAAUAAAGCACUUUGUUCCUUGUCAUCAAUUAGCAUUUAAAUCUGGAGGAUUAGAAAGGAAGGUAAAAAAAAAAAAACAUAGCAGAGCUCACACAUGUGCUCCCUGUUUUAACUGAAGAGUUCAUUUGUUCACUUUGUGUUUAGCACCAAUCUAAUCUUUAAUGUAAAGGUAAAUCAGUGCCUUUUUAUGAUCUACUGUUUUUCCCAUUUUCAGUGUUCUUAGGAAACAAAAGAAAAUAUUUUUCACUAAUGUAUAACCCCUACAUACUGUACUUGGAUAAAUAAAC